Molecule: messenger RNA, 4521 nt
Organism: Amblyraja radiata (thorny skate)
Lineage: Eukaryota; Metazoa; Chordata; Chondrichthyes; Rajiformes; Rajidae
Gene: col9a2
Product: procollagen, type IX, alpha 2
Exons: 32
Coding region: 125-2188 (687 amino acids)
Source: RefSeq, a predicted model, not a curated record
UUUGAGUGAUUUGGGCUGGUCCGAUCUUUCUCCGAGGGUCUCUUGACUGCUUGCCGCAGCCCCGGGGAGAGACGCGUGGAUUUGUAACAUUUGCCCCUGGUUCAGACGGAGAGACACCACGGCCAUGGGCAGCCUCUCUAAUGCGUGGUCCCGUCCCGGAUCGCUCCGGUUCGCUGUCCUCUUGCAAGUCAUCUGCUUGUGCCUUGCCCAAGGUCCGAUAGGGGAACGAGGCGCGGUGGGUUCGCCGGGCGCCGCGGGUAUCCCUGGAGCAGACGGAAUCGAUGGCGAGCCCGGGGCCCUUGGCUCUCCCGGAUCUCCGGGACCAAAAGGGGACACGGGUGCCGCGGGAGCAGACGGGGCCCAAGGAGACCCAGGCUAUGAUGGUUUAGAAGGUCCAAAGGGAGAACCUGGAGUUUCUGGAAGAUCUGGUCCGAAGGGUCUGGUGGGUUGGCCUGGACCUCCAGGAACUCCGGGGUCUGGAACCCGGGGACUGUCUGGUCCUCCUGGUACAGUUGGGCUUCCCGGAGAGAUUGGACGCCCAGGAUCUCAAGGUGCAACAGGAAAGAUUGGACCGAUGGGCAAGGCAGGUCCUACAGGUCUACAGGGACCUCCUGGUAACCUCCAUGGUGCAGAAGGGAGUGGCGAUCUUCUGUGCCCCACCUCAUGCCCCUCUGGACUCAAAGGACCUCAAGGACUUCAAGGACUCAAGGGACACAGGGGAAAACUAGGACCGAUGGGAGGUGCUGGAAUACAGGGACCCUCGGGUAUUGAAGGUGCAACUGGUAUCUCCGGAGAACAAGGCAUCCCUGGCCCACCAGGACCUCAUGGUCUUCAAGGAUAUCCUGGUAUGAUGGGAGGAAAAGGUGAUAGAGGUGCUAGGGGAUACAAGGGCAUGAUUGGUGUCCGUGGUCCAAUGGGCCUUCCGGGUAAAAAGGGGCCUGAGGGGCCACUUGGUGACUUUGGCGACAAAGGAGUACAGGGCGAGCUAGGCCAGCAGGGGCGGCAUGGACUCUCGGGGGCCAAGGGAGAAAAUGGACUGCCAGGCAUCGAUGGCAGGGAUGGCACGCCCGGGGUUCCUGGUAUGAAGGGUGGGACGGGCCGAGCUGGUAUUCCUGGACCCGCUGGUCCACAGGGAGGAGCGGGUUUACCGGGACAGCCGGGACAGAAGGGUGCUGCUGGCCCCACGGGUGAAAGUGGUUUGCAAGGAAUGACAGGCUCCUCUGGUCCACGGGGUAAACUGGGAGAACCUGGACCUCAGGGAGAGAUCGGCCCUCCAGGACCUGAAGGUCUGAAGGGUGACAGAGGAAUGUCAGGCGAGAGCGGUCCCCCAGGGUCCAGAGGCAAGGCUGGCACGAAGGGAGAACGAGGUCCUACAGGGUUCCCGGGACCUCAGGGGAUCCCUGGGCUGAAAGGAGAUAAGGGAUUCCAAGGGAAAAAAGGGCCCAAAGGCGGUGAUGGUGACCCAGGCGUGGAAGGCUUGGAUGGCGAUAAUGGAGAGCAGGGUGACCAGGGGGAACCCGGAGUGAAUGGCCAGGAAGGUGUACAAGGAGAGCUGGGAUACCAGGGUGCUGCCGGCAACCCCGGUGAGCCCGGAGCCCAGGGUCGCCGAGGACUGCCGGGGUCACGAGGCCCCCACGGCAGGCGUGGAAUAUCAGGAGUGAUUGGACGCCAGGGAACUGUGGGCCGAGAUGCAGGAGAUCAACAUAUUGUCGAGGUGUGCUUGAAAAUGAUGCAAGAGCAGUUGGCAGCAGCAGCAGUCAGUGCCAACAGGCAGGUACUGGGUGGAGCAGGGAUGACAGGACCUCCUGGACUCCCCGGAACCUUGGGCGCUCCUGGUGAACAAGGCGACCACGGCGUCUCAGGAACUCGCGGUCUUCCCGGGCAGACGGGCGUUCAAGGCCAGAUUGGAAACACAGGACCAAAGGGCAAACGAGGGGUGAAGGGAGAUCGCGGUGAGACGGGGCGUGGACAUCCUGGCCUUCCAGGCCCACCGGGAAUUACAGGACCGGCGGGAAUGCCGGGCCGGAGUAUCGACGGCAGACACGGUGAAGUGGGCGUGCAGGGGGUGUUGGGACAUCCCGGGCGCCCUGGCCUACCCGGAUCCCCCGGUAUACCUGGUUUCUGCGAAGCUGCUGCUUGCUUAGGGGCCUCGGCCUACCUGGGCCCACCCAACUUCAAGGGGCCAUGAAGUGACUCAAACUGACCACCCGCGUGCGCCCAAACAUCCGAGCAGCAAGUGCCGCACGCACGAUGCAGAGAGGGAGAGAGAGAGAGAGAGAGAUGCAGACGGACACCACCAGGAAUCAACCCCAGACAAGGGCAUCUCUUGAAAACUGAACUGAUUUUAAAUAUUUGGUGCAUUUUAUAUAAAAGAAAUACAAAGGAAAUCCAAAAAUAACCACAAAAUACUACUUUACAGAUUAAAUGAAAGUCAAAAGAGUUUAAAAAAAAAGUUUUUCUUUGUUAUGUUUAUUUGAGCAAAGAUUGAUGAUGUACAUUGAUUCCCAGCUUUUUAUUUGGUUUAAUUAUUUUAAAAUAACUUAGACAAACUAUUAGGGAAUGUUAUCGUGAUGUGAGUUUGCACCAGUCCCAUGUGUGAAUCUAAUGUGUGCUGCAGUCUGUGUUUGUGUAUAGAGUUCCAUUUCUUUGUAGCCACUGCGCUUAAUGUGGUAUUGAUGAGGCCACCCGAUUAUAUGCUCUGGACUAGUGUAGGGACCGAGACCUUUGCUGAAAUCCUUCCAUCACGACACUGGUCUGGCAUGGAUCUCUGCAGAUGUAUCUCACGGCUCUGUCAGGGCGAGGCUGUUCCACUGCGGUGAGAUGUGGUUUGCUCAACUCCAUGCCAGCAGAAUUUCACCUGAGACCUUUUACUGUCAACAAAUGUGUACAUAAAACUACAGAGCAGAAUAGAGGCUGUCGAGUGGCGAAUUACCCCCCUCUGAUGUCCCCCUCACAUGUCUUUACUUGGAAGCAAGCUUCUUGAUUGGGAGAGGGAUGGAGUUGGGGCGGCACAGUAGCGCAGCUGAUAGAGGUGUUGCUUCACGGCGCCAGAGACCCGGGUUUAAUCCUGACCUUGGUGCUGUCUGUGUAGAGUUUGUACGAUUUCCCAGUGACUGCAUGGGCUUCCUUCUACAUCCCAUAGUCGUGUGGGGUUGUUGGGUAAUUGACCUCUAUAAAUUACCUCCUAGUGUGUGGGGAGUGAGUGAGAAAGUGGGACAACAUAGAACUGGUGUUAACUCUGUGUGAGGCAGUUCUGACGAGGUUACGAGUCAGCUCUGGUUCUGAUUUGUCUUGGAUAGCGUGGAGCUGAUUGCAUCUAUUGUUGCAUCUCGUACUCUGUCAGCUUUCCAUUGCCUGUAUGAUGCUGGGGUGGAGGAUUGGUUAGAUAUAAACUUCCCAAGCUGGUCUUCACUUGACGGAUCUGUCAGCAAAGAGAGUUGUACCCUACACUUUCCUCACCUCAGGCCAGGAGUGUCACCUACUGAGCCAAAGCCCCCAUGUCUGAUGCUUUAUGAAAGUCCUUUGUCAUUGAUCAACCUGCUGGAUACUCCAAGCAAUCUUUGGGAUUCCCACUUUGAUUGGAGCAGUGCGGGCAUUGAGCUGGGACUUGAACAGAGCCAGGCAUCGUCUUUCAGAGAGCGGGUGGUUAGAAAUCACAUUGAGCAAUGUAGGAGUACAGCAGUCUGCUAACCUGUACUCUGUGUUUCUGUCGUGACAGCUUUGUAUAAACUCUUGCUUCCCUGCCUUAUCAAUCUGGAGAAGGUUUUAGCAAUCGGGAGAAGGUCCCCGCAAAGGCUGGCAAACUAACCAAUUUAGUGGUGGAUUUUCAUGGCCUUUUCCUCUCUGUAAAUAAAUAGAUGUCGUUUACAAGACUAGCAGAGGAGAAAGUAUUGUUCCCUAAAGCAAACUAGCAAAACAAAUCACAAGAUGAGGACACUGAGUAAUCAGCGGAAUAUUUCACCACACAAUUCGGCACCCAUUCACCCAAAUAAACCCACCUACGGAUUAACUUCAUAAACAUUAUUAAUUUAUUAUGUUUGAAAUCUUGUGCAACUGUAAAGACCAUGUGUUUGUCUCUCGUUGUACUGCAGCACCAUCCAAUAAAACAGAUAUUUUGUAAAAGACAAUGUUUUUCUGUCGCCUACAGAAAUCCCCCCUCCCCCUACCCCUGCUACACCGCACCCAUGCUGGUGCUCAACAUCACCACCCCCUCCAUCCUCCCAGGCCACUCCACCCGGACCUUGCACAGGCUCCUUUCAGUUGGACUUUGUGCUUGGGCCGAGCCAUUACAUUUGACCUGUGCAGUGGGACGGCAGACUCGAUGGACCAAACGGCCUAAUUCUGCUCCUGUGCCUUCUGGUUUGUGUCCCUGCACUAGGCCUGUGCACUUUGGCCUUGGGUUGGAAACCUACACCUGGACUCUGCACACUCACUUUGCUUUUGACUUCUCUUUGGUUACAUUUGUUUUAAUUUUAUGCCUUUUACUGUCAAUAAAUGUGUACAUAAAACUACGGAGCAGAA